Cicer arietinum (chickpea) is the source of this 1550-nucleotide messenger RNA. RefSeq names its product F-box/kelch-repeat protein At3g23880-like. Lineage: Eukaryota; Viridiplantae; Streptophyta; Magnoliopsida; Fabales; Fabaceae. The record is from RefSeq and is a predicted model, not a curated record. Gene Ontology annotation, molecular function: protein binding.
UUAUUAUUACUCACUCUCUCCUCUCUUUCUCCUAUUCGUCCCUACUCGGACAUAUUUUGCGGUUUAACGAAACAAAAUUUAAGAAGAUUUCAGUUCCAAGUAGCAACGAAAACGACUUAGCUUCUUCUCAAUCACCGAUGGAAGUAAAAACCGCCAUCAAGAAGCAACGAUUAACAACCACUAUGGAGGAAACCCUAACAUCACCUCCGCUUCCCACUCUCUCCUUCGAUCUCAUUGAAGAAAUUCUCUAUAGGUUACCAGUGAAAUCCCUAAUUCAAUUUCAAUGCGUAUGCAAAUCUUGGAAAUCUUUAAUCUCUGACGAUCCCAAAUUCGCCAAGAAGCAUCUUCAUAUGUCAAUCACCUCCCCUCGUCAAAGCCGCCACCACCUCAUCGUAAACUUCAAUUGCUCAUCUUGUAAUGGUAAAUUUUGGGAUUCACCAAUUUCAUCUGUUUUUGAAGCUGCCACCGACGAUUACAUCGCGCAAACGAAGCUUUGUUACCCUUCCAUUCUGAAAUUUGGAUCUUUUAAAGCUGUUGGUUCUUGUCACGGCAUUCUCUGUAUUGCAACUCAAGAUUAUUUUGUUUUUUGGAACCCUUCCGUUGGACAAUUCAAUAUAUCGCAACCACCUUUAGAUUAUUAUUAUAACAUAAUAGUGUAUGGAUUUGGUUAUGAUCAUUUAAUUGAUAAUUACAAGGUGGUGGUUGUUUAUUGCUAUGAUAGUGAAAGUGAUAGUAGUGAUGAGGAUAAUGGUGAUGAUGAUGAGGGUUUUAGUAAAACUCAAGUGAUGGUUCAUACUUUAGGUACUGAUGGUUGGAGAAGGAUUCAUGAGUUUCCUUAUAGUGUGAUACCAUUUGGUGAAUGGGGGAAAUUCGUUGGUGGUGCUAUUAAUUGGUUGGCGUCUGAGGAUGGGAGUGAAUUUAGCUAUUCGUUUUCCAUUGUUUCACUUGAUUUAGGGAACGAGUCUUAUCAAGAGAUUUUGCAGCCUGAUUAUGGUGAGGUGAAUGUAGUUAGUUUGACGUUAGGUGUGUUGAGGGAUUGUUUGUGUAUCUUUGCUCAUGGUGAGUCCUUUAUUGAUGUUUGGAUUAUGAAGGAAUAUGGAAAGAAAGAGUCUUGGAAUAAAUUAUUCACCGUUCCUUUUAUUGAAGAUCUUGGUUUUUAUCCCGUUAUUAAGGUAGCAUAUAUUUAUGAAGAUGAACAAGUGUUGCUGGUGUCUAGAGAUGCAUUGAAGCCGAAGUUGGUUGUUUAUGAUUAUAGAAGUGAUACUUUUAAACUUCCCGAGAUUGAAAACAUCGAUGCUGCGAUUGUUCCAACUGUCUAUGUUGAGAGUUUGAUAUCACCUUGCGGAAUGCAGACAUUGGCUGUCACUUGAGCGUAGGAUUUAGCAGCAAUUUAUAUUUUAAAUUUCCAUUUAUAUUAUUUAUUUGAUGCUUGUUAUAGUUACUAGUGACCUCAUGGGUUAUUUUUAAUUAAUGGUUGAUGGAUUCCACAAUUUUAGAAAUUGCUACAUUUGUUUUUCAUUAUUUGUUAGUUGGUGAUGUUGGUUCUCUCA